ACCACAAGACGGUGGCUGGGGAGAGCUCAAGCGAAGAGGGUGAUACAGCAAACGUUGGAUUAAAGCAAAAGAAUAACGGGAUGGAUUAAACUAUCUGCACGAUAAACUAAAGGAGCUGCUCUACCGAGAUUAUCUGUACAUCGCCCACAGACUGUUUCAAUUAAUUUAGCUUGCUAGCUUGCGAUUUUUAAAAAUAAUGCGACUCAACGCCUGGCAGUGAUGGAGGUGGUCUCUUGGUGCACUAGCGGCGGAUUUGUGUUAUUAGCAGUUUUUGUGUUGUAAUGAUAUUUGCAACAACGCUUAUAUAGAAAUAUUUAAGGUGAAGAAAUGUCGGGCUCGGUUUAAGAGCACUCGCAAGAACAAGCGCGCCUGGUGCUAACUGUUAGCUUGCUAGCUGACGAGCUACGUUUGCAAGUACUGCAGACUCUUACUCCGACGGCUGUUCGGGGUAAUAUCGGAGGGGAUACCUUCAAAUAAAAAAAGUUGAAUGGCGGCGGCUUAAAUUCAUAUCGGAAGCGAUUAUUGGAUUUUUGUGGUGGUGUUAGAUUUAGGUGAACGGUAACGUUACCGGCUGCCAGUCCUGGCGCUGUCAUAACAGCUGCACUGGUCACCUGUAUUUACAACUCAGUCCGGAACUACGUUUCUUCUGGAAAUUUACAAAAUGCAUCAUCCGGAGCCUGCAGGAGAUCCAUCUGGCACUAGGAAGAUGGCGCACCCGGCAAUAUUUACAAGAAGAGGUAGCGGAACCGGCGGUGUCUCCGCGUUGACAACUGUGGGAAGUACGAGCAUUAGCAACAAUCUUGUCCCGACGGAUGAUUACCAGUCUCCCGUGGUGAUGCAGCCCCCACCCCCGGCCGGGUCGUCUUCUCCGGGGCCCCAGCACCCUCCGCACAGUCUCAACCUGCUCGCGCAGUCCCAGAUGCAGCCACAGGCUAUCCCUUCAACUGGAGCGCAGAUUAAAAAGAAGAGUGGUUUUCAGAUCACCAGCGUAACGCCGGCGCAGAUCUCCGUCAGCACCAACAAUAGCAUUGCGGAGGACACAGAGAGUUACGACGAUCUGGACGAGUCGCACACCGAGGAUCUGUCGUCGUCCGAGAUCCUGGACGUGUCGUUGUCCCGGGCCACUGAUAUGGGAGGGCCAGAGAGGAGCUCUUCAGAAGAGACUCUGAGCAACUUGCAUGAUGCAGAGACCCCAGGUGCCGUCUCCCCAAAUCAGCCCCCGCACCCCCUCGGACAACCACAGCCACAGCCCCCUCCGCCUCAGGGUGCGAUGGUGAACGGCACUGUCCAUCACCACCAUCAUCAUCAUCGCCUCCACCAUCACCUUGGACACCACCAACUGCCCACCCCCCCCUCCGGAGCUGGGCCACCCCCUCCUGUGCCCAGCCCUGGAGGGCCGGUAGGGGGCACCAGCGUUCCCGCUUCCGUUCCCUGCCCGUCCGGAGCCUUGCCCAGCGUCGCCCAGACGUUACCUGUGAGCGUGGGAGCCAUUUUGGAGAACGCUUGCGGAGCUGUGCCUGUGACCCAAACCCCGGUGGCUGUCGGAUCGCUGUCCACAGCCGCAGCUGCCCAGAUCGGCGUCGUCGGUCUCGGUGCUGGGAACACCAGCAUGUUGAGUCCUUGCCUGGGGAGCAGCAGCAGCAGUGGUGGGGGUGUCUCUCCCGGCCCCGUGAACCCGACCGGCGCUAGUAUGCCGGGGAUCGGUGGACAAACCGCAGCCCUGAUACCACAGCAGCCAAGCGGGAACACGAGCGUCGGCAUUGCCAUGACAGGGGCCACACUUGGGGGUCAGGCUGGUGCAAUGGGUGCUGCCCACCACCCUUCCUCGAUGGCGCCGGUGCCAGCAACCCUCGGCCCCCCAGGCCCGACCCAGACCCAGACCCAGGCCCCCACUGCAGCCAGCUCCCGCUUCAGGGUGGUGAAGCUGGACUCCAGCUCGGAGCCCUUCCGGAAGGGCCGGUGGACUUGCACCGAGUACUACGACAAAGAAAGCACCCCCCCUCCUGUGCCCCCUGCUGUCCCCCUUGCCGUCCCCCCUGUUGUCCCCGCUGCUGUCCACCCUGCUGAGAACCCUCGGCAGGCCGUGCCAGAGACCGUGGCAUGCACAGAGGUGGAGAGUACGAGCGGGAGCUCUGUCAGCACCUUGAGCCACUACAGCGAGAGUGUGGGGAGCGGAGAGGUGGGCGGGCCCUCAGCCGCCCUGGAUUACGCCCAAGCCCCGCCCCAGGACGUCAUGACCCCUCUACCGAAGACCACCGUCGCCCCCCAGCAGAUGAGCUACCCUCCCCCGGGUGUGCAGCCAGCAGCUCCCGUACCAAUGGGGUACCCUCCCCCUCAGCAGCCCCCCCUAACAAACCCUGCGCACGUCAUGCCCGUGACCCAGGGGGCUGGCCUGCCCCCCGAAUAUGCGCAUCACCAGCCCGUCAUCCAGACUGCCGGGAAAGGGCAGCUGCCCCCCGCCGCUCAACCCCUCCCCCAGGGACACCUGCAAGCGCAAGGCCCCUCCCCCCAGAUCGCCCCGCCCUCCCAGGGCGUUGCCCUCCCGCAGAUGUUGCCUGGCAACGUUUCGGAGGUGGCCCAACCGCAGCACCUCCCGGAGCAGCAGCUGCCGGCCGGGACUCAGCCCCCUUCUGCCCCGGUUGUGCCCAGCCAGGUGGCCUCCAGCGUGCCUCCCCGUUACCCAGCGUACCCCCUGACCCGGGCCGGGCUGGGGCAGGGUGCCCCGCUACCCGCCAGUGCCCUGUACGCCAGCCUGCCCUCCUUCACUGCCACCCAGCUGGAGGAUGCCACCCAGCGCCUGCUCUUCCAGCACCCGUCCCUUUUCUCCCUGCCCAAACUGGCGGCCGCAGAAAAGGGCUUGGAGCCUGGCGCCUCUCUGGGGCCACAGGACGGAAACGCCACCAACGCCUUACCUGUGUCAGCCGGCCUUUUCCCCCUGAAGAGCCUGCCUGUGGACGGAGAGGAGGACAGUUCUUCGGGGGCCAGUGUUGUAGCCAUAGACAACAAAAUUGAACAAGCAAUGGACCUGGUGAAGAGCCACCUCAUGUACGCCGUGCGGGAGGAGGUGGAGGUGCUAAAGGAGCAGAUUAAAGAGCUGAUCGACAGGAACUCUCAGCUGGAGCAGGAGAACAACCUGCUGAAGAACCUGGCCAGCCCUGAGCAGCUGGCCCAGUUUCAGGCCCAGGUGCAGAGCGGCUCGCCACCCCCGUCUGCGGUGGUGCCCACGGGCGGCCAACCGCCGCUCCCGCCUGCACCCCAGACCUCCGGCCCAUCCGCAUAGCACAACCGCUCAACCCAACCGCUCUCCGAGCGAGCGCCACCAUCACAGCUAACAGACUCACGCUGCAACACAACCAUGCCACAAUCACAGGAACUUUCCGGAUAAAACAUUUUGCACAUAUUUAAAACUCACAGAAUGUGACGAGUGUUAUGUUUUUUUUUUUUUUUUCUUUAUGUUUUUUGAAGACACGUUACACACUUUUUUUUUUUCUUUUUUUUGACAAUCGUCUUCGAUAAUGAAAGCGUUAUAGUGGCGGGGUAAACACUACCAAAAAUCUACGGACUACUGAAAAAAUCAUUGGCUAUAGUUCCAGCGGACGCAGCCACGCCUGCGCCGGAGGAUUUCGAGUGACGCCGAUCGGCGGCGACUGGAAUUAUACGGGUGCUGCCGCAGUUUGCUUAGUUUUUCUAGUGUACAUAAAUCUUUUUUUUUUUUUUUCUCCCAUGGCUGUGAUCUGAAAUAAGAACCAUGCACUUUCCUGGUGACCGAUGUGAAGAAAAGGAUGAGCUCCCAUCUGGCAUGGGAGACGCUGAAAAACGAAAAAAAAAGCAAAAAAAAAAGCAGUUGACAUUUUGAAUCUCGACGUCGCCGUCACCAUUAUCUUCUUAUGGAGGAGUGGGCGCGGACGUGCCUAACGAGGGUAAAGCCUUUUUCAGUAUUCGAGCGGGAGCCCCGCUCGUCCUGCCCUGCUCGGUCCAGCGGCCUUUCUUUCCGCUGCGGCCCCGGCGCCGGGCUGAGGCUUAGCGCCAUUUCCGCGAGGGCUAGGCGUGUGUACAUUUGUGUAUUUUCUGUAAGUACUCCUGUAAAAUAGAUAACCACAGACAGAACGAUUAAGGGAAUAAAAAAAACGAAAAAAAAAAAAACUCCUGUAUGUAUUUCCUGUAGGCUGUACAGAUUGAAAUGGAGGUGUUAUCCGGCUGAUCUGAGCACGUUUGGACGGUGUUUUUCUUUCUUUUCUUUAAAAAGAAAAAAAUGCUGUAAAUCAGGAACGCAGCUUUUUUUUUUGCGUCAGUUUGACCCAAUAUCUGACAGCUUUCAAGUUUUCCUGGCUGCGUUCCAUCCUACUGUAAACUCUUGUUCACUUGAAAUUUAAUUUUAAAGCAUCGCAUCCUUACGGUUUUCUUUCUUUUGACAGUGAAGCACUCCGGUUGUUCUAAACCUAGUCUAAAUAUCAUAAAAAGCAUAGCAAAUCUGACAUGGAUUCUGCAUAUACAGUAUGUACCAGCUGUAUGACAUCCUCUGUGCAUGUUACUCAGACCAGAGAAAAAGAUGUAACAUAAUUCAAUUGCACUCGACAGUUGCACUUCUCAACUUUCAAUAAAAGUGGGGGAAAAAAAUGAAACCGAA
This is a messenger RNA of Conger conger (European conger), 4627 nucleotides long. Its product is annotated as TSC22 domain family protein 1-like. The coding region runs from base 662 to 3280 and encodes 872 amino acids. The transcript is spliced from 3 exons. The record is from RefSeq and is a predicted model, not a curated record. Lineage: Eukaryota; Metazoa; Chordata; Actinopteri; Anguilliformes; Congridae. Gene Ontology annotation, biological process: regulation of transcription by RNA polymerase II.